AUGUUCUCACUUGUUGCCCAGUUGUCAGAUUCUCCACAAGCACCAUCCCCGCUCCAAAUUCUUCAAGCAGCAACUCAUGAUCGCCUCAUGCAGUCCGGAAAUGCGGCAUAUCAAAACCUUUUGUUGCGAAACACAAGUCUGGAGGCAGAAGCUCAAGCCUUGCGGAGUGCAUAUACCCAACUGAUCUCUUCGCAGUCCACCUCAUCCAGUCGGCUCUCCAAGGCUACACACAAAGUCUACCAGCAUGAAGAUUACCCUAACGUCACGAUUUGGACUGCCCAGGACUGGCAGGUGCACCCCAAAAACAAGAAGAAUGACGAAGCCGGCAUUCAUCAAGUCAGCACCAACCAAACCAGCAAGAAACCCAACGCGCCUCGUGCCUCAAUGUACUACAUCCAGAAGGAGGACAGUUCCUCCGUAACGGAGAUCGAGGCAGGACAAAUCUGCACGCAAGUGCGCCUCGUCUGGGAGGCUCUUCACACUCGUGGAAUUGCACCAGAUCGCUGGGGAAGGAUGUAUGCAUUUCGCAAGUAUCUAUGGUUCGGAGAAGGGGAUUGGAAGGCCCAACGACUCGCAAUCAACACUUAUCCUGGCUGGGCACGUGGGAGGGGUUUACUGAAAGGGCGGGUGAAGACAGAGGCAAAGGAGGAGCCUAUUGGUGAGAAUUUGGUUGGGGAAAGCAUUCAACAUAAGACGAAGAAGCACAAGGACCCCCCUACACCGACAUCGACUCCCAAGCCUGAGAAGUUGAUGAAAACGCCAGCAUCACUGUCAACAAACACCACGACAGGCACAACAAUGCCUGUUGCCAACACUGAUGGGCUGUUUGACGUCACCAUACCCUCAAUAGACCCCAUGCCACUCACCCAACCAGCAGUGGGUCAUCCCACUGCCCUCCUCUCGACUAUCGACAUCACCACACUCUCGGUAGACCCCAUGCCAGUCACUCAACCAGCAGUGGUUCCGACUGCCCCCCUCUCAACAACCGACGUCACCACAGCCUCAGUAGACCCCAUGACAGUCUCGACGAUUGCUCCCAUGACCCCCGCCGUGCUGGCAGCUCCCACCUCACUAUCAAGACCAACCUCACCCCUUGCCAAAGUGGACCAAGUCACAACUCCGGUCUCCCCCGUCUUACUGCCAAUGGGCCCAUCGACGACCACCUCAGUCACCGGCACCCCCAUCACAUCCAAAUCGACACCUGCAUCACCGCUCGCUCUUGUCACCACUGUCGAGAACCCUCUCACACACGUUGUGGCAAUUGACAGCACUUCAGUAGUUACCACCACCCUGGCAAUGGCCGCCCAUGUCCCAGACAACAUUGGGAACAAUGCUACUCCCCCAGGGCUGCCUUCUCCCAUUGUAACUCAAACGCCCCCUUCUCCCAUCCAGAAUGUCGCCAGUGAUUCCUCGCCGCUCCCUGUUGUUGAAUUAGCUCGAGUCACCGCCUCUCAGCCUCUCAAAAUCAAGUUGAAACUACUCAACCCAUUAUCCAAGUCUCUAGUACCUGUUCCUGCCUCCGGCGAGCCAGGCGCAGAAAGACUCUCCUCAGCCAGCCGUGUUUCAUCGAGCGACCCCACGCCUGCGCAGCCUCUAUCUUCAAAUGUUGUCAACACUAUCCCAGCCGCCACCGCCGCCGGUCCUUGGUUUAGAUUUCAGCCAAACAGCAAUUCUGAAAUAAACUUGUUUGGCCGCCACUUCUGCAAGGACUCGGCUCAGAAAGUUUCAUGCAAAGAGGUAACCGAUGUGUUCAACAACCUUUCUGAGGAGAAGAAGACGUGGGCUGAUCAGCGUGCCGAAAAUCUCACAGCCAAAAAGGAGAGGAGGAAGCAGGGUGCGGGGUCAUAUACAUAG
This is a messenger RNA of Laccaria bicolor S238N-H82, 1854 nucleotides long. RefSeq lists its product as uncharacterized. NCBI's taxonomy places the organism in Eukaryota, Fungi, Basidiomycota, Agaricomycetes, Agaricales, Hydnangiaceae. The coding region runs from base 1 to 1854 and encodes 617 amino acids. The transcript is spliced from 8 exons. The record is from RefSeq and is a predicted model, not a curated record.